This is a messenger RNA of Prosopis cineraria, 2430 nucleotides long. RefSeq lists its product as uncharacterized. The record is from RefSeq and is a predicted model, not a curated record. NCBI's taxonomy places the organism in Eukaryota, Viridiplantae, Streptophyta, Magnoliopsida, Fabales, Fabaceae. Bases 575 to 2050 code for a protein of 491 amino acids. The transcript is spliced from 5 exons.
UCUUAAUCACAUAAUUUUGUUGGAACUUUCAUGAGAUUUUGCUAAAGAAGGAAAGAGGUGCACUCAUUAGUAUAGGUGACUGUAGAAUUUCCUACUGGCUUACUUUAUGUGCAAUUGUUUGCCAUAGAUAAAGAAGGUAAUUUCUUAUUGUCAUAUCUCCUUUAUUAUUCUUCUCAUUCUUGCCAAAUAUUCGGUGGUGCUAUAUUUUUUUGGGUGGUAUUUAUUGUUAGAAAAUAAAAAUUAGUGCCACUUUCUCCAUCUUAAUCAUGAUGGCUUUUAAUUAAUUUUAAAUAACAUUCUUUUUCAAAUUUUGGGCUAAUUCAUGGGUAUAUUCAAAAGGGUAAACCGCUUCUUUUCUUCAAAAUCUAUCGAUCCAUUCAGUUAUAUUUAAAAGGGGAAAUCCUCCCUCUCCACCCCAACUUUAAUCCAGUGGCAAACGAUCCUGUGUGGUUUCAAGUUUGCUAAUUGACUUGGCUGAACUUUCAACACGCGGCAAAGAGGUGUAAAAGAAAGUAAAUAAAGAGGAUGAAUUAAAUUGGAGAAUUGGUGCAACUUAACAAAAUGUGCUGCUUUGAUGCUAGUUUUGCUUUGUUACCUCUUUGUGGCAACAUCAAGAAGGCUGAUGGGUUCAAGAUUCCCAUCUCAUAAGCUCAGCAAUGGCCUAUAUGUGUCAGGCCGGCCUGAACAGCCGAAAGAAAAGGCACCAACAAUGAGCUCUGUUGCCAUGCCAUAUACUGGUGGUGACAUCAAGAAGUCAGGAGAACUUGGGAAAAUGUUUGAUAUCCCCAUGGAUGGUUCAAAAUCUAGAAAAUCUGGUCAGCUAGGCAGUGCUCCCUCAAGGACUGGAUCAUUCGCAGGCACUGCUUCACAUUCUGGACCUAUCAAUGCGGCAGCUCGUGCUGGGUAUACUACAUCAGGUAAUGUGGCUGGAGGCAUGUCUACUUCAGCCUCAAUGAAGAAAACCAACUCUGGUCCAUUGAAUAAACAUGGGGAACCGGUGAAGAAGUUAUCUGGACCUCAAUCUGGUGGGGUCACACGCCAGAACUCUGGCUCAAUUCCUCCAGUUCUUCCAACCACUGGUCUCAUAACAUCUGGUCCACUAAACUCAUCUGGAGCUCCAAGGAAAGUAUCGGGUCCAUUAGAGUCCACAGGAUCAAUGAAAUCUCACAGUUUCUCCGUUGCUCAUAAUCCAGCUGUGACCACUCUUAGCCUAGAUGAUGAAUAUUCCUUCAGGAGGAAUUUCCCGAAGCCAAUUUUGUGGUCUGUGAUUCUGAUCUUUGUUAUGGGAUUCAUUGCCGGAGGCUUUAUUCUUGGAGCUGUCCGCAAUGCCAUUCUUCUCAUUGUAGUAGUAAUUCUGUUUGCUGCUGUUGUUGCAUUAUUUACAUGGAAUAGUUGUUAUGGGAGGGGAGGCAUUGUCAGUUUCAUUUCUCGUUAUCCUGAUGCUGAGCUUCGAACCGCUAAGAAUGGGCAAUUUGUGAAGGUUUCUGGGGUGGUUACCUGUGGUAAUGUCCCUCUUGAGUCCUCCUUUCGGAAAGUCCCUAGAUGUGUUUAUACAUCUACAAGCUUGCAUGAAUAUCGAGGAUGGGGUUCGAAACCUGCCAACCCAAAUCAUCACCGAUUUACUUGGGGACUAAGAUCAGCUGAGAGGCAUGUGGUGGAUUUUUACAUCUCUGAUUUCCAGUCCGGAUUAAGAGCAUUAGUCAAAACAGGUUACGGUGCAAGGGUGACUCCUUAUGUUGAUGAGUCUGUCGCAAUCGACAUUAAUCCAUCCAAUAAAGACAUGUCCCCGGAGUUCCUCCGAUGGUUGGGAGAGAGAAACCUUUCAAGUGACGAUCGUGUAAUGCGAAUAAAAGAAGGGUAUAUCAAAGAAGGAAGCACAGUAAGUGUAAUGGGGGUGGUUCAGAGAAAUGAGAAUGUGCUUAUGAUUGUUCCUCCUUCUGAGCCUUUGAACACUGGAUGCCAAUGGGCUAAAUGUAUAUUUCCUUCAAAUCUUGAAGGUAUUGUUUUGAGAUGUGAGGAUACAUCAAAGAUUGAUGUCAUUCCAGUGUAGUUAUAUGUUAAAAAGUGCACCAGACAACUGUUAGGUAUUCUUCUCCCUCUUGCGAAACAAAAGAGAGAAACAUUUUGUUCCGAUACCAGAAGUUGAUGGUGAUGGUGGUUGAUGUUGUUGUUUGUAAGUGUGAUGAUGACUCUAUAGAUGACGUCGAUGGUUUGGGGCCUUUUUUUUUUGGUUUUCACACUCAACUCGUAGUUUGUUGUAUAGCUAAUGUAAGUUCUUAUUCUUUUAGUUAUUGUAUUUUUUCCCCUUGAGGAUUUUGCAUUUUUUAUGGAUGUUGUUGGUUCAUAUAAUGACAAGUUGUCUUCAGAGGAACUUGGUGCUUUUUGUUUUCCCCCAAUUGUGAAGGGAAUCUUUGGUGCAUUCUUUUUUAA